UAGCGCAGCCACCUGUUUAGAAUACUCCACAGCCCAGCGACACUGGCCAUGUUAGGGCCGUGGAGGCCCGGCAAUCAAAUAAAGCCGCAGCCCCUCUCGCUAACCUCAUGCCAGACAGAGCAACUCCUGCUCAGAACAGAAAACAUCCUGGCCACUGGAUUCAUUGCAAAACGGGCGCGUAUCUUUCCCCUGAAAUAUUGCAAAUUUGCUGUCUUGGAAGCAACAACAAAAAAGGUACAGCAUUUCUAAUCAUAACUGUAUCGACGAGGUCAUGUGCGGCCCCUUCAAGAGCAUCGGAGGCAUCCUGCGUCUGCUGGAGAUGAUCUUCAGCGGCGUCGCCCUCAUCCUGGUGCUGUUCCGGGGGGGCAUGGGAAGCCCCUGGGGCGUCUGGUGCGACUUCGUCUGGCUCUUCUGCUUCCUCAUCCCGCUGCUCAUCACGGUGGCCGAGGCCCUGAAGAUAAAUGUGCUUAUGAAGAUGUUCCUCCCAGAUUGGGACGACCUCACCUGCGGCCUCACCAUGAUCUGCACGCUGAUGAUCGCCUCUGCCAGCAUCAUCUACGCAACCGGCUACGCCUGCUUCCACUGUGUGCUCAGCAUCCUGGUUGUGACCUUCUCCCUGGCCGCCACCGCCGCCUUCCUGGUGGACGCCAUCCUGCAGAAGCUCAAGUGUCCCAGCGGCUACCUCUCGCGCCUCAGAGGCGUCCUGCGCUUCACCGAGGCCUUUGUGGCGUGCCUCCUACUCACCGCCGCCACCAGCUACUUCCUGUACGUGGACUGGUACCACCGGUCGGCCGGCAUGAUGUGGGCGCUGUUCGUGUUCACCGUUUGCCUGCUGGCCAACGUGGUGCUGAUCCUGUUCAACCUGGUGAAGCUGCUCCGCGACCUCCUGCCCAAGGCGUGGCUGGAGCUUGUGUACAACGUUGUGGCCUCGCUGCUGUACCUGUCGGCCGCCAUCCUCUGGGCGGUGUUCGGCUACUGGGGCUACUUUGAGCGCAGGGAGGACAGCAGGUACUUCUGCAGCGGCUGCUCUCUGGGGGAUCUCCACGUGGUCAUGGCCGGCGCGCUGCUCAACCUCCUGCUCUACAUACUGGACCUGGUCAUGUCCAUCAAGGCUCGCUAGCGAGGGACCCCGCCACACACACAUCAAGGCUCGCUAGCA
Gadus morhua (Atlantic cod) is the source of this 1159-nucleotide messenger RNA. RefSeq names its product myeloid-associated differentiation marker-like protein 2. Gene Ontology annotation, cellular component: membrane. Lineage: Eukaryota; Metazoa; Chordata; Actinopteri; Gadiformes; Gadidae. The transcript has a single exon. The record is from RefSeq and is a predicted model, not a curated record. The coding region runs from base 272 to 1120 and encodes 282 amino acids.